AUGCUGGAUUUAGAUGCAGGUGAGAAGUCACACCUGAUCUCUGUAAAACAAACUCUGCAGCAGGGUCAGAGGCAAGAGGGGUGUGAACGAGACCGCAUGUUUCUCACCUCCUGGUGUAAAAAACCCGCAAAACAAUACCGCUGCUGCCUGGAGAGUGAGGGAUUUAGAGAGUGUCAGAUUGUUGAAUGGGAGCGAGCAGACCGCUGGCGCUGGUGA
Messenger RNA from Xyrichtys novacula (pearly razorfish), 216 nucleotides. Lineage: Eukaryota; Metazoa; Chordata; Actinopteri; Labriformes; Labridae. The record is from the annotation of a GenBank genome assembly.